Quercus lobata is the source of this 1869-nucleotide messenger RNA. RefSeq lists its product as uncharacterized. The transcript has 6 exons. The coding region runs from base 1 to 1869 and encodes 622 amino acids. NCBI's taxonomy places the organism in Eukaryota, Viridiplantae, Streptophyta, Magnoliopsida, Fagales, Fagaceae. The record is from RefSeq and is a predicted model, not a curated record.
AUGAGAUGGCACCAUGAGAAUCGUUCUAAUGAUGAAGUACUAAGGCAUCCCGCAGACGCUGAGGCUUGGAAAUCAUUUGAUCGAACUCAUGAGUCCUUUUCCUCAGAUCCUCGCAAUGUAAGUCUUGGGUUAGCUACCGAUGGCUUUAAUCCUUUUGGAAACAUGAGUGUUAGCUAUAGUUGUUGGCCUGUUGUCGUAUUCCCUUACAACAUUCCCCCGUGGAUGUGUAUGAAAGAGCCUUACCUAUUCAUGUCUCUACUUAUUCCGGGCCAAAAGGGUCCUGGCAAUGAUAUCGAUGUAUUUUUAAGGCCAUUAAUUGAUGAGUUAAAAGAAUUAUGGGAAAAGGGUGCUGAAACCUAUGAUGCUUCAAUGCAGGAAAACUUUCAAAUGAGAGUUGCAUUAAUGUGGACUAUCAAUGACUUUCCUGCGUACACUUAUACCUCAGGUUGGAGUACACAAGGGAAUCUUGCAUGCCCUUGCUGUGGUAGUGAGACUUCUCAUCGUAGGUUAAAGCAUGGGAGCAAAAUGUGCUAUAUGGGUCAUCGUCGAUUUCUUCCUCCUGACCAUAAAUGGCGAUCACAAAAAGCACAAUUUGAUGGUAAGAGAGAGAGAAAAGGGGCACCAAAACGAUUAUUUGGUGAUGAUGUGCUGAAUCAACUUGGUACUCUGCCACCAAUAACACUAGGCAAGGCCGUUAAAAGGAAAAGGUUACCUGGGCGUGGAAAGUGCCACAAUUGGAAGAAGCAUAGUAUUUUCUUUGAUUUGUCGUAUUGGAGAACAUUGUUAUUGCAUCAUAAUUUGGAUGUGAUGCACAUUGAGAAAAAUAUAUGUGAUAGUGUGAUGGGGACAGUAUUAGAUAUUGAUAAGAAAAGUAAAGAUUCCUUAAAUGCUAGGCUCGAUCUAAAAAUGAUGGGUAUACGAAAGGAACUUCAUCCUGAAGAUGGGAAGACUACUUUUCCUCGUGCUUGUUAUACACUCUCAAAAGAUGAGAAAAAGGCUGUGUUUCAGUGGUUGCAAAAUCUAAAGGUUUCGAAUGGUUACUCUGCAAAUUUGUCUCGGUGUGUGAAUGUAGGAGAACAGAAGAUUUUUGGUAUGAAAACUCAUGACUGUCAUGUCUUCAUGGAGAGAUUACUCCCUCUUGUAGUGCGUGAAUUAUUACCUAAAAAGGUAUCUGAUGCUUUGAUCGAGCUUAGCAAUUUUUUAAAAGAAUUACGCUCUAAAGUUUUACGGUUGGAGGACUUGGAGCAUAUGGAGCACAAAAUUCCUAUAAUUCUUUGUAAGCUAGAAAGAAUUUUUCCACCUGCUUUCUUUGAUGUAAUGGUACACUUGCCAAUUCAUCUACCUUGGGAAGCUAAAGUUGCCGGUCCAGUGCAAUAUCGAUGGAUGUAUCCGAUUGAAAGGUAUUUGUGUAAGCUCAAGGGUUAUGUUCGUAACAAGGCACACCCAGAAGGGUCGAUUGCAGAAGGGUAUGUGGCAGAUGAAUGUCUAACAUUUUGCUCACGGAGAGGCCGCCCUUAUGGGAAGAGUGUAGUACGAGAGUUAAACAACACUGAUUACUAUGCAGCAUCGCUUUAUGUCCUACAAAAUUGUGAUGAGAUCGAGCCCCUUGUUCAAGAACAUAGGAACAUCCUUGUAGACUUGGGUGUCAAUGUUGACGAGAUGCCUAGACAUGAGUUCAUUUGUUCGUUCAAAGAAAGGAUCACAAAACUUUAUAAUGAUGGAAACGAGCAAGUUGACGAGCAUGUGCGAUCAUUGGCUUGGGUCCAGAUAAACGAGCUACACACUACCCUUGUUACAAUGUCAAUGGGUUUAGGUUUCGUACAACUCGACAUUAGUAAUGUCGAGUUCUAUGCAUAUUUUGCCACUUAA